Messenger RNA from Anopheles bellator, 9748 nucleotides. RefSeq names its product inositol 1,4,5-trisphosphate receptor (gene Itpr). Gene Ontology annotation, molecular function: inositol 1,4,5 trisphosphate binding; inositol 1,4,5-trisphosphate-gated calcium channel activity. Lineage: Eukaryota; Metazoa; Arthropoda; Insecta; Diptera; Culicidae. Gene Ontology annotation, biological process: calcium ion transmembrane transport. The transcript has 16 exons. The coding region runs from base 1 to 8439 and encodes 2812 amino acids. Gene Ontology annotation, cellular component: endoplasmic reticulum; membrane. The record is from RefSeq and is a predicted model, not a curated record.
AUGGGGGACGGUACGAUGGGAUCGGUUAGCUUUCUGCAUCUGGGCGACAUCGUGUCCCUCUACUCGGAGGGCAGUGUGUCCGGGUUUCUCAGCACCCUCGGCCUCGUCGAUGACCGGGUGGUGGUGUGUCCGGCCGCGGGCGACCUCAACGAUCCGCCGGAAAAGUUCCGCGACUGUCUCAUCAAAAUCUGUCCCAUGAACCGCUACUCGGCCCAGAAGCAGUUCUGGAAGGCGGCCAAACAGAGCACCACCGCGAACACCGACACCAGUUUGCUGAAACGAUUGCAUCACGCGGCGGAGAUCGAGAAGAAGCAAAAUGAGUCCGAGAAUAAGAAGCUCCUCGGGACGGUCGUGCAGUAUGGCAGCGUGGUGCAGUUGCUGCACCUGAAGUCAAACAAAUACGUCACGGUCAACAUCCGGUUGCCGGCGUUGCUGGAGAAGAACGCGAUGCGGGUCUAUCUCGAUGCGAACGGUAACGAGGGCUCCUGGUUCUACAUCAUGCCGUUCUACAAGCUGCGCUCGGCCGGCGAUAACGUCGUGGUAAGCGAUAAGGUGAUCCUGAAGCCGGUCAACGCGAAUCGGCAAAAUCUGCACGUGGCCGCCACCUACGAGCUGCCGGACAACCCGGGCAGCAAGGAGGUGAACGUGCUGAAUUCGUCCACCUCCUGGAAGAUCACGCUGUUCAUGGAGCAGCGCGAGAACCAGGAGGACGUCCUGAAGGGGGGCGAUGUGGUGCGGUUGUUUCACGCCGAGCAAGAAAAGUUCCUCACGAUGGACGAAUACAAGAAGCACCAGCACGUGUUUCUGCGCACGACCGGCCGCAGCAGUGCGACGGCGGCCACCAGCAGCAAGGCGCUCUGGGAGGUGGAAGUGGUCCAGCAUGACAGUUGCCGGGGCGGCGCAGGGCACUGGAACUCACUGUUUCGCUUCAAGCACCUCGCGACGGGCUACUACCUGGCGGCCGAGAUCGAUGAGGACAUUUCGCGCACGGAAAAGUCUAGCAGCUCUAGCCAUCCGGCCGGUGGGGACUCGUUCCGGCUCGUACCGGUUCCACACUCGACCGACAUUGCGUCGGUGUUUGAGCUGGACUCGACGACCAUCACUCGGCCGGAGGGACUGGUGCCACAGUCGAGUUACGUCCGGUUGCGGCACCUCUGCUCGAACACCUGGGUCCACGCCACGUCCGUGCCGAUCGACAUCGACGACGACAAACCGGUGAUGUCGAAGGUGGGCUGCUCGGCGAUCAAGGAGGACAAGGAGGCGUUCCAGCUGAUCCCGGUGUCCCCGGUGGAGGUGCGCGAUCUCGACUUUGCCAACGAUGCCUGCAAGCUGCUGCUGGCGAUGAGCACGAAACUCGAGAACGGGACGAUCUCGUCGAACGAGCGACGCUCGCUGAUUGCCCUACUGCAGGACAUUGUGUUCUUCAUCGCGGGCCAGGAGAACGAUCAGAACAAGUCGGACGCCCUCGACUUGACGAUCAACAACCCGAACCGGGACCGCCAGAAGCUGCUGCGAGAGCAGUACAUCCUGAAGCAGCUGUUCAAGAUCCUGCAGGGGCCGUUCCAGGAGACGAAAACGAACGAUGGGCCGUUCCUGCGGAUCGAUGAGCUGGGCGAUCCGAAGAACGCCCCGUUCAAGAACAUCUUCCGGUUGUGCUACCGGAUCCUGAAGCUCAGCCAGCAGGACUACCGCAAGAACCAGGAGUACAUCGCAAAGCACUUCGGUUUGAUGCAGAAACAGAUCGGGUACGAUAUUCUGGCGGAGGACACGAUCACAGCGCUCCUGCACAACAACCGGAAGCUGCUCGAGAAGCACAUCACGGCCGCGGAGAUCGAAACGUUCGUCGGGUUGGUGCGCAAAAACAUGCAGAGCUGGCAGUCACGCUUUCUGGACUAUCUGUCCGAUUUGUGUGUCUCGAAUAAGAAAGCGAUCGCGGUCACGCAGGAACUGAUCUGCAAGAGUGUGCUGAGUUCGAAGAACGCCGACAUACUGAUCGAAACGUUUCUGCGCGAAGUCGACGACGAUCCGUUGGGGUAUCUGAGUGAACUGGAGCGCGGGAACCGAGAGUUUACGGAACUGCGCGAGGUGGACGAAACUGGCCCCUCGUCACCGGUCGGCGCUGAAGGAGCUGCUGACGGAGCGAAGCGAAAGGACGACAAGAAGCGUCACGAGGUGGUGCUGAUGUGGACGAACCGGACGCUAUCAAAAUCGAUGAGCCGGUUGGCGCAGGGGUUGAAGAUUGGCCGCACGAACGAUAUCGCGAUCCUGGACUACUAUCGGCACCAGUUGAACCUAUUCUCGAACAUGUGCCUCAACCGGCAGUACCUGGCGCUGAACAACCUGUCGCCCCACCUCGAUAUCGAUCUCAUACUGCGCUGCAUGUCCGACAAGACCGUUCCGUAUGAUCUGCGGGCCUCGUUCUGCCGCCUGAUGCUGCACCUGCACGUCGAUCGCGACCCGCAGGAACCGGUCACGCCGGUCAAGUACGCCCGCCUAUGGUCCGAAAUACCGACCGUCAUGUCGAUCAACGAUUACGACAUCGAGAAGCAGCCGGACAGCAACAAGGAAGCCGUUCGGGCCCGGUUCAAUAAAACGAUCGCCUUCGUAGAGGACUAUCUCUGCAAUCACGUCGUGUCGAAGAUGUGGUUCGCCGACCAGGACCAAAACAAGCUGACGUUCGAGGUGGUCAAGUUGGCGCGCGACCUGAUCUACUUCGGGUUCUACAGCUUCAGCGAUCUGCUGCGGCUGACGAAGACGCUGCUUAACAUACUGGACUGUGUGUCGAGCAGCGAGGCCGACGGAACCGGACUUCCCACCGGCCACAUCGAUUCUGAGGGCGGUGUGUUGCGUCGGAUUGGCGAUAUGGGCGCCGUGAUGACGUCCCUGACACUGGGCCCAAUCUCGACCGCCAUCGUUUCACCGACCAUCCAGCACCGCAAGUCCGUUUCGCAGCUACUGAAAGAGUACCCGCUGGUGAUGGACACCAAGCUGAAAAUUAUCGAGAUCCUGCAGUUCAUUCUGGACGUGCGCCUGGACUAUCGCAUCAGUUGCCUGCUGUCGAUCUUCAAGCGUGAGUUUGAUGAAAACGAGCAAACCACGACGGACGCUCGAGCGAUCGUUCCCGACGGAAGUUCUGCUGCGGAGCUGCCCAACAAAUCCGCCCCAUCUCAGGGGGGUCCACCCACCGAAGGACCACCGAAAGUGGCAGUCGGUGGGCUUCCACCGACGGCGGAGAACAUUAAUCUGCGGCAGAAGAACAUUGACCUGGAGUCGAUCGGCUACCAGGCGGAGGGUAUCUUCGGGUGCACCGAGGAUACCUACAAUCCGCUCGAUUUGGACGGCCAAGGGGGCCGGACGUUCCUGCGCGUCCUGCUCCACCUGAUCAUGCACGAGUAUCCGGCCCUGGUGUCCGGUGCGUUGCAUCUGCUGUUCCGUCACUUCAGCCAGCGCCACGAGGUGUUGCACGCGUUCCGACAGGUGCAGCUUCUGGUGUCGGACAGUGAUGUCGAGUCGUACAAACAGAUAAAAUCCGAUCUGGACGUGCUGCGCCAGAGUGUGGAAAAGUCGGAACUUUGGGUGUACAAAUCGAAACAAACGGACGAUCUGCUGAGCGGCGAUGGUGCUGGAGAUGGUCUCAACUUUGACCAGGGACCGGAGCUGAACCCCGAGCAGGCCCUCGAGUACAAGAAGAUCCAGCAGAUUCUGAUCCGCAUGAACAAACUGUGCGUCACGCCCAUCGGCCCCGAUGGGUUCGUGAAGCCCCGGAAGCACGAGCAGCGCCUGUUGCGAAAUGUGGGUGUGCACACGGUUGUCCUGGAUCUGCUGCAGAUUCCGUACGACGAAAAGGACGACUAUCGGAUGAACGAGCUGAUGCGGUUGGCGCACGAGUUUUUGCAAAACUUUUGCCUCGGCAACCAGCAGAACCAGAUUCUGCUUCACAAGCAGCUCGAUCUGUUCCUCAACCCGGGGAUUCUCGAAGCGGAAACGGUGUGUGCGAUUUUCAAAGACAAUCUCAACCUCUGUAACGAGGUAAGCGACAAGGUGGUGCAACACUUUGUCCACUGCGUCGAGAUCCACGGGCGGCACGUGGAGUAUCUAAAGUUCCUGCAGACGAUCAUUAAGGCGGAGAAUCAGUUCAUUCGCAAGUGCCAGGACAUGGUGAUGCAGGAGCUGGUGAACGCGGGCGAAGAGGUGCUCGUGUUCUACAACGAUAAGGCCUCGUUCAACUACUUUGUCGAUCAGAUGCGCAACUUCAGCAGCGGUACGCUGGCCGAUCCGAUCCCGCUGAUGUAUCACAUCGAGCUCGUGAAGCUGCUGGCCUGCUGCACGAUGGGCAAGAACGUGUACACCGAGAUCAAGUGCAACAGUCUGCUGGCGCUGGACGACAUCGUGGCGAUGAUCUCGCACCCGGAUUGCAUUCCCGAGGUGAAGGUGGCUUACGUGGACUUCCUGUGCCACUGCUACAUCGACACGGAGGUGGAAGUGAAGGAGAUCUACUCGUCCAACCACAUGUGGUGUCUGUUUGAGAAAUCGUUCCUGAUCGACAUCAACAACGUGGUGAAGGGGGGCUCGUUUACCAAUCGCCAGCUCGAGAACUACGUGUGCAACGAGGUGAUGAACAUACUGACCACUUUCUUCAAUAGUCAGUUCUCGGACCAAAGUACCGCUUUGCAGAAACGGCAGCUGAUCUUCGUGAAGAUCUUGCAAAACUCGUUCAAGCUCACGCAGUGCAAAUGGUUGUCGCCAUCGCAGCGCUUCAACGUGGAGAACUGCAUCCGGACGUUGUCGGAGAAGGCGAAACCGCGCGGCAUCGCGAUACCGAUCGACCUGGAGAACCAGGUGGUGAAGAUGUUCAACAAAACGGCCAUGCUUUCGCGCCAGACCAGCAAGUGGUUGCUGGUGACGAAGCAAACGAAGAUGGAGCGCUCGCAGUCGCAGAUCAUGCGCAUGGAUCGGAGCAUCAUCGAGGGGCUGCAGGACAUUGUGUCCCUGCUCGAGGACAAACUGAAACCGUUGGUCGAGGCGGAACAGUCGCUGCUGGUCGACAUCCUGUACCGCUCGGAGCUGCUCUUCCCGCCGAACACGGAGUCGCGCAAAAAGUGCGAAACGGGAGACUUUAUCCGCCACCUGAUCAAGCACACCGAGAAGUUGCUGGAAGAGAAGGAAGAAAAGCUGUGCGUAAAGAUCCUGAAAACGCUCAAGGAGAUGAUGACGAUCGAUUGCGAUUACGGCGACAAGGGCGAUCAUCUGAGGACGAUUCUGUUGAAGCGCUACUUUGGGAACGACUUCUUGGUGCAGCUUCCGCUGGCAGCCCUUCCCGGGGCGAUUGGCGCUGGUGGGGCCGGUGGUCACGGUGGGAUACUACAGCCGGCAAUCGUGGCCGGUGGUGCCGCUAGUCCUGCGAUGCCGAGCGUUUCGCAUGGGCCGGGUGCGAAGUAUCUGAUCCGGGCUGGCCGUACGCUACACGAGGUGCAGAACCAUCUCGACAAGGAAGGUGCCAGCGAUCUGGUAAUCGAGCUGGUGAUCAAAUCGAUCAACUCGCCGUCGAUCUUCGUGGAAGCGAUCGAGCUGGGCAUUGCGCUGCUCGAGGGCGGAAACCCGAUCAUCCAGAAGGGUAUGUACAACAAGUUCCUGAGUAACGAUCUGAGCCAAUCGUUCUUCAAAGUGUUCUUCGACAAGAUGAAGGACGCACAGCAGGAGAUCAAAUCGACCGUCACGGUCAACACGUCCGAUAUGGCGGCGAACAAGGCGAGCGAGAGUAAGGCGGAAGGCAAGGAUCUGGACAAGAUCGGGAACCGCAAGGCACUGAACAAGGUGAACGGGAUUGUGAUAACGGAGGACUUCAAGGAGGAACUGCAGAACGCGGCCCUGAUGACGCAACAGUCGUACAUUAACGCGCGCAGUCUGGCCACGACCGCCGACGGUGUGGGGUCCGAUAAUGGGGACGAAAGUUCGCUCAUGAGCAUCGGCAGCUCGGCCCUGGAGGACAUUUUGGCGGAGAAGCUCGAGAAGCACAAGGACAAGGACGAGAACAGUAAGCUCUCGAACAAGGUGCUCGUGAUGCAGCCGAUCUUGCGCUUUUUGCAGCUUCUGUGCGAGAACCACAACCCGGAGCUGCAAAACCUGUUGCGUAAUCAGAACAACAAAACGAACUACAAUCUCGUGUCGGAGACGCUCAUGUUCCUGGACUGCAUCUGCGGCUCGACGACGGGCGGGCUGGGUCUGCUCGGACUGUACAUCAACGAGAACAAUGUGGCGCUGAUUAACCAGACGCUGGAAACGCUCACCGAGUACUGUCAGGGGCCGUGCCACGAUAAUCAGAACUGUAUCGCGACGCACGAAUCGAACGGUCUCGACAUCAUCACGGCGCUCAUACUGAACGACAUCAAUCCGCUCGGCAAGAACCGGAUGGAUCUGGUGUUGGAACUGAAAAACAACGCCUCGAAGCUGCUGCUCGCGAUUAUGGAGUCGCGUGGUGACAGUGAGAACGCGGAACGGAUUCUGGCCAACAUGAACCCGAAGCAGCUGGUGGACGUGGCGUGCCGGGCGUACCAUCAGGACGAGAACAUUCUGAUUUUGCGGCACGAUCUCGGUGACGAUGGGCACGAUGACGAUGAUGUUGGCGUGUCGCCGAAAGAGGUCGGUCACAACAUCUACAUCCUGUGCCACCAGCUGGCGCAGCACAACAAAGAGCUGGCCGGCUUGCUCAAAAUUGACAGCUACAGCACGGCCACACCGGCCAACAGCAAAACCAACCAAGCGCUGCUGUACUACCAAACGCACACGGCCCAGAUCGAAAUCGUGCGCCACGAUCGCACGCUGGAGCAGAUCGUGUUUCCGAUACCGGAGAUCUGCGAGUAUCUGACGAAGGACACGAAGGUCCGGGUGCUGAACACGGCCGAACGGGAUGACCAGGGUAGCAAGGUGGCCGACUUUUUCGAUCGGCACGAGGCCAUGUUCAACGAGAUGAAGUGGCAGAAGAAGCUGCGCGGUCAACCGGCCCUGUUCUGGGUCAGCAGCUACAUGUCGCUGUGGAGCACGAUUCUCUUCAAUCUCGCCGUACUGAUCAACCUGAUCGUGGCCUUCUUUUACCCGUUCGAAAAUGCUGUCCCCGAGCUAAGCUUUCACCUGUCGUCGCUCAUCUGGCUCGUUAUGCUCGUCUCGUUGGCGAUCGUCAUCACGCUGCCCCGUCAGUCGGGCAUCCGCACGUUCGUGGUGGCCCUGAUUCUGCGGCUAAUCUUUUCCUGUGGUCCGGAACCGACGCUCUGGCUGCUUGGGUGCAUCACCGUGGUCAUGAAGGGCGUGCACAUCAUUAGUCUGAUGGGCAACUAUGGGACACUCGAGAAACACUUCGUUUCGAUCGUGACCGAUGCGGAGCUGCUGUACCACUUCUUCUAUCUGCUGUUUUGCGUGUUCGGUGUGCUGCUGCAUCCGUUUUUCUUCUCCAUUCUGCUGUUCGAUGUGGUGUACCGUGAGGAAACGUUGCUAAACGUAAUUCGAUCCGUUACGCGAAACGGGCGUUCGAUUAUAUUGACCGCCGUGUUGGCACUCAUUCUGGUCUACAUGUUCUCCAUCAUCGGGUACAUGUUCUUCCGGGACGAUUUUCUGGUACCGGUCGACGAGGAGUAUAGCCCGACGGUGGGGUCGACGUUGUCCGCCGAUGGGGUCGACUGUUCGUCUCCCGACUCGAUGGUUCAGCAGGCGUGUGCCAAGCUGACGACUCCGCCGGGGGCUGACGGUGAUGAUGGGGAGAUGAAGGAGCGCGGCUGUGAUUCGAUGAUCAUGUGCAUCAUUACCACGAUGAAUCAGGGCCUCCGGAAUGGGGGAGGCAUCGGUGAUAUCCUUCGAGCGCCCAGCCGCCGGGAAACGCUGUUCGUGCCGCGCGUGAUCUAUGAUCUACUGUUCUUCUUCAUCGUGAUCAUCAUCGUUCUGAACCUGAUCUUCGGUGUGAUCAUCGAUACGUUUGCGGACCUGAGAAGCGAAAAGCAGCAGAAGGAGCUGAUCCUCAAGAACACGUGUUUCGUGUGCGGCCUGAAUCGGUCGGCGUUUGACAACAAAACGGUCAGCUUCGAGGAGCACAUCAAAAACGAGCACAACAUGUGGCACUACCUGUACUUUAUCGUGCUGGUGAAGGUGAAGGACCCGACCGAGUUUACCGGCCCCGAGAGCUACGUGCACGCGAUGGUGAAAGCGAACAUACAGGACUGGUUUCCACGGUUGCGCGCCAUGUCGCUGGCCGCCGUCGACGGCGAUGGCGAACAGAUUGAGCUGCGCAGUUUGAAGACCCUGCUCGAAACCAAUCACAUUGCGGUGCGCGAACUGAUGGCACAGAUUAUGGAGCUGGAAAAUAAGAUGACGGAGCAGCGCAAGCAACGGCAGAGGCACGCCCUGCUCAAUCCAACCACCUCCACGUCGUACCAGUUCUAUCCCCAGCUCUGAUGCUCUUCAGCCGCACUCCCGGACGAUGAGGGCGGCCAAGGAUGCAGGCCUUAGAGGGGACUAGGACACUGGGCACUGGGUCACACUAGGAAUUGUGCUGCACGUGGGAAGUAGAUUUGUGAUAAUCGUGCAAAAUGCUGAUUGUGGGCGAUGGGGUUACGUUUAAGGCCCUUGCUCUGGUUCCGGGCCUAAUAGGCUCAAGAUUCGAAUCGGGUGUGGAUGUUUCGUGUUUGCAAUAUUCUUCAACAGUUUCAUAGUUCUAUCAAGUUGGCCACCAAGGGUGAGUUCUUAGAAAGAAAUGCAAUUCGGGGACAGGGAGACAGAUCUUCUAGUAAGCAUGUUGUGUACAGAAAUAAAUCCGUUACAGAUCAGUGGUCGAAAAGGUUGCAAUUCUGUUUAACAGAACUCUAAGAUGUCGUCAAACAUUUCACUCGUCUAGGAUACGUUUUGUAACAAUCUCUUAUCUGUUCCUACCACUCCAAUUGUUGGCUGUCUUAACCGAUGUCCUCUCUCUCUCUCUCUCUCUCUCUCUUUCCGUGAGGCUCCAAAUGUAACUGUGAAUAUUUCCCACCUUAUCUUCUACCGACAGACUGAGACUUUCUAGGACUUUUUUCCAAUUCGACAACCCCUUUCUAUCAAUCAAUCUGUAGGACAAUAAACUCAUGGAGUCUAACUCAACGGUUUGCUCAUGCAAUAUGAAGGAAUUUUCGAUUGCACUCCCAUUGAAGUCUUUGUAUCUCCAUUUUAUAGUCGUUAAUGCGUAGCACAGUGAAAUUUACAAUAUGCACCGCAGCGUAUGCAACGAAUAACUGUUAUAGAUAAUACCCUAGAGCUAUCCCGGAAUCCUGAUUUGAUUUGAGGCACGUUUUGGAAAAGAAAAAGUCCCAUUUCUAUCGAAUCAAGCUAUGUGAUAUUUUUACUACCUUGCCUUUGUCUCGAUUUUCAAUCUCCCUACAAAAGUUUGGGUUUUGGCCAGAGUAAAAUUAGAAACAACAACAACUAUUUAUGAUGUAUUUAGCUUUAACGCAUCUAAGAUUGGAAACGUAAUAAAUUUGCACCACUGUUUCGUUGAUGGAUCGCUCUAUUUAGUCGCCGUUGGGUAUUCAAUAAGUCUUCACCCCAUUUGCCUCGUUGCACAGCACAGGUUUACUUUGAUCCCCGUUACAAUAGCACUCCUUGCAGUAGGCAUUUCACGUUUCAAACAAGUUAUCGGCAUUGGCAACAUGGGCAAAAUCAAGUAGAUCAGCUGUUACUAAAGCAGGGAAGAAUCACGCCACAGACGGUGGCUAUCUCGUUCAAAAAAGUAUAA